AUGAUGUGGCAGCUCCUUCUCGCCUUCGGUGGCACGGCCUCCGCCUUGGAACCCAUUGGAGAACCUGAAUUAAUCGAUGGAGUAUGGUGUUACACAUAUCUCUCAUCCUAUCUUGUCGCCGUUGGAGCAGAAACUGCUGAAGCAGCCAUUCCCACAGCACCAGCUUUGCCGUCAACUCAACGUGGGAUACUCCCUACGUAUUUCACGAAUCGAUCAACUUCUGUGUUUCCAUCAACAUUUCAGGGCAUCGCUGAGCCAUCGUCGGCGUUGCAAUCAACCAUCGAAGUCAUUACUGAAUCGUCUGAGGUUAUCGAAGAAUCUACCCGUACAUUCGAUCUAUCGUUCUCGUCUGCUCUUCCUCUUUCGACAGACGAGGAAGAGCUACGAACAACAUCAACAAAGUCAGAUAUCACUACACAAACCUCGGCCGAAGUCUCUGCAACUAGCUCCGAAGCAGUAUCUGGACAGAACGUUAUCUUUCUCAUAUCUCCUAGUGUCAGCAAUAAAAGGCGAGGCCUUGAAAAGAUAGCCAAAGGGGGCUUUGUCGGUAACGGAAAUACCUCAAACGUCAGAAUUUGCACAAAUGCCGCUACCUUCACACUGGCUGGAGGACAGCUGUUGGAUUCUGGAAAACCUGUCUACUACAAUGGAGAGCCGUUCAAAGAAUUGACAGGACGGGGAGAUACACCAGACGGAGCUGUCACUAGGGACUUCGCGAGUGUAGCUGGGGAGCUUAAAUUUACUAACACAGACUUGCCUGAUGGUGAGGCUGACUUCUGCCAGGAUCCCGACAGUGGCCAAGUCUUCAUGACAUUUGGGCCGCGUCCGUCAGACUGUGUCCCCGUUACACUACGCGUCUAUCAAGAUACGUCACACCUCCAUACUAAGAAUCGGGACUAA
Fusarium poae is the source of this 900-nucleotide messenger RNA. RefSeq lists its product as uncharacterized. The transcript has a single exon. The coding region runs from base 1 to 900 and encodes 299 amino acids. The record is from RefSeq and is a predicted model, not a curated record. NCBI's taxonomy places the organism in Eukaryota, Fungi, Ascomycota, Sordariomycetes, Hypocreales, Nectriaceae.